UUUAUCUACAAGGACGUGGAAUUCCUGACUUGCUGUGGAUUAUAGGGGUGUCAUUGAGAGGUUAUCGAAGAGUUUGCUUGAAACUUAUAAGUUUCAUUGUAUUUUAAUUUAUUGACUAAUAUUAAAAAUGUUACCCCGUUUUAUAAAACCAACGAUCUCUGUUGCUCAGAAAGGAGCACAACAAUUAUCAACCAGCGCCAGGCAUAAUGCAAAGGUUGCUGUUAUGGGUGCAAGUGGUGGCAUUGGCCAGCCAUUGUCACUUUUAUUAAAAGAAUCAUCCCUUGUGACUGAAUUAUCUCUCUACGACAUUGUCAAUACACCUGGAGUUGCUGCUGAUUUAUCGCACAUCAACACUGCUGCUAAAGUCAAGGCCUACAAUGGUCCAGAUCAGCUGCGAGAUUCUCUCAAAGGAGCACAAGUCGUCAUCAUACCAGCUGGAGUUCCACGCAAACCUGGAAUGACUCGAGAUGAUCUUUUUAACACCAAUGCAUCAAUAGUCCGCGAUCUUGCCCAAGCGGUAGCUGAAGUAGCACCCAAAGCAUUCGUAGCAAUUAUUUCAAAUCCUGUAAAUAGCACUGUGCCAAUUGCAAGCGAAGUUAUGCAAAAAGCUGGAGUCUAUGAUCCAAAUAGGAUAUUUGGCGUGACAACUCUUGAUAUUGUUAGAGCAAACACCUUCAUCGGAGAGGCUAAGGGUCACGAUCCACAGAAGGUGAAUGUACCAGUGAUUGGUGGUCACAGUGGAAUUACAAUCAUUCCUCUAAUUUCGCAAUGCAAACCAUCAGUUUCUUUUCCUCAAGAUCAAUUGAAAGCUCUCACGGAAAGAAUUCAAGAAGCUGGAACGGAAGUUGUUAAAGCAAAAGCUGGAACUGGUUCCGCGACAUUAUCAAUGGCAUACGCUGGUGCUCGAUUUGGAUUUUCUCUUAUCAGAGCAAUCAAUGGCGAGCAAAAUGUUGUUGAAUGCUCAUACGUUAGAUCAAAUGUCACAGAUGCCAAAUAUUUUUCAACACCAAUUCUUUUAGGCAAAAAUGGCGUAGAAAAGAAUUAUGGAUUAGGAAAAUUGAGCUCUUUUGAAGAACAACUCUUAAAGAAUGCUAUUCCAGAGUUAAAGAAAAAUAUUCAAAAGGGAGAAGACUUUAUUAAUAAAAAGUAAACAUGUAGACGAAUUUUAACGAAGAAGUACACUGAAAUUGUAAAAAAAAAAAAUAAUACCAAUAAUAUAUUCCCGAUAACCCUCAGUUGACUGACAACAAUAAUUCGCAGCAUUUAAUGUCAAUACUGCACCUCAAUCAUGUAUAUGUAAUUUCUUGUAAAAUACGAUUAAAGUUUCCUUCUGGAUUAUACGUUAACUCAA
This is a messenger RNA of Leptopilina boulardi, 1351 nucleotides long. RefSeq names its product malate dehydrogenase, mitochondrial (gene Mdh2). NCBI's taxonomy places the organism in Eukaryota, Metazoa, Arthropoda, Insecta, Hymenoptera, Figitidae. Gene Ontology annotation, molecular function: L-malate dehydrogenase (NAD+) activity. The record is from RefSeq and is a predicted model, not a curated record. Gene Ontology annotation, biological process: malate metabolic process; tricarboxylic acid cycle. Bases 128 to 1150 code for a protein of 340 amino acids. Gene Ontology annotation, cellular component: mitochondrion; cytoplasm. The transcript is spliced from 5 exons.